Molecule: messenger RNA, 983 nt
Organism: Centruroides sculpturatus (bark scorpion)
Lineage: Eukaryota; Metazoa; Arthropoda; Arachnida; Scorpiones; Buthidae
Exons: 5
Coding region: 18-950 (310 amino acids)
Biological process (GO): sensory perception of taste
Cellular component (GO): membrane
Source: RefSeq, a predicted model, not a curated record
AUAAUCGAAUUUUGUUUAUGGCAACGAACAAUUCUUCUAAUUUUGGAAACAAUACCGGAUGCAUGAGAAGAACCAAAUUGGUAUUAAUACAGGCAAUAAAGAACGAGAUUUUUUGUGCCAAAAUGAAGAAUAAUUACAACUUCUUGAGAAGAAUUGUUCUGCUUGUAUCUAUAAUUAUAAUAGUAGUUAUUAUUUUAUUUGCAAUUCUUGUGAUUUUCGUUCUAUAUCCUGAAAUAGAAAAGAAAGAAAAAUUUCGUGGACAAGCUCUAUUCUGUAGUAUCGAGAUUUACAUAGGUACAAGUUAUGUUAUAGGAGGACUCGGUUUUACUUUAUUAAUAUUGGCUUUGAUAUGCAUCAUCGCUCAUCAAGAGUUCGAACAGUUGUCUCGUGAAUUGUUUUUAAUUAAAAGAAUCGAUUCAGAUUUACAGAAAAAGGUAACGGAAUUUAUGUUGCAUCACGAAGAGCUUUGGCUUUUUAUGCAACAAUUUAAUACCAAGUACAAUUUAGUAGUUGUAAUUAUCUAUUUUUUUGUCCUUUGGGGUACAAGUUAUUUCUGCUACGCAUUUAUAUUUUUGGAAUUUCAUUAUUACCAGAAAUAUAUAAUAUUUUUACUUAUGGUAAUAUUCACGUGUAUUUGCGUAAUAGCUGGAUGUCUGCUGUGCUCGCUCGCAUUUACGAUGGAAAAUACGUUUCAAGACGUCAGACAAUUCGCAGGAUGUGAUAUUGGACUGAAAAGAAAGCUGAAGAUUUUGGAUUUUAUGAAAAGAUUUGGAAAAGUCUCCCUGUCUCUUUCAAUAGGCGGAUUUUUUGUGGUAGAUAAGAGAAUUGUUUUCAAGAUGGCAAGUACACUACAUUCUAUUUUCUCCGGCUUUUUAAAACUAAAAACCGUUUCAAACAAGAAAGAAAACUGUGAACAGAUGUAUAAAUUCAAUUACACGAAGACAACUUAAACGUGUAAUAAUUUGGUAUUAAAAUACAGUUAU